This is a messenger RNA of Punica granatum (pomegranate), 2817 nucleotides long. Lineage: Eukaryota; Viridiplantae; Streptophyta; Magnoliopsida; Myrtales; Lythraceae. The record is from RefSeq and is a predicted model, not a curated record.
UAGGCGGGGAAGCAAUCGAGUCCAAUCAGAAAACCCUCUCUCUCUUCUGUGUUUGACCUGACCUGUGAGAGGGACAGAGAGAAACCCUAGCACAGCCAUCAUCGCAAACCGAUCGGCGACUUAGCAGGCAUACUCCUUCCCUUGACGAGAUCAAUAUUGCUGUUGGUGGAGAUUGAAAUCGUGCUUGAUUGAUCAGGAGAGAGGUGAAUAGGGGAUGGGGAAGAAGAAGAAGAGAGCGUCCUCGAAGGUCUGGUGCUACUACUGCGACAGGGAAUUCGACGAUGAGAAGAUACUGGUGCAGCACCAGAAGGCUAAGCACUUCAAGUGCCACGCCUGCCACAAGAAGCUUUCCACCGCCUCCGGCAUGGCCAUCCAUGUCCUCCAGGUCCACAAGGAAUCCGUCACCAAGGUGCCAAAUGCUAAACCUGGUAGAGACUCAACCGAGAUUGAGAUAUAUGGAAUGCAAGGGAUUCCACCUGACGUUCUGGCGGCUCAUUAUGGAGAGGACGAAGAAGAGACCCCACAAAAAUUGCCUAAAGUUGAGCCUCGAGCAACACCAAUUGCUCCUCCUGUGGUACCUGGAUUAGGGGGUGCCUAUCCGCCCCAGCCUACCUUGGGUCCUAGGCAGCCAAUAUACAAUCCAUCAGUUAGCAUACCUUCUAGUGGUUGGUCAGUGCCGCCCCGUCCACAGCCUUGGUUUCCUCCAUAUACAGCAGCUUCAGUUCCUCCUCCUGUCGCAGCCCUGGCCCCUGCUCCUUCGGGUCCUAUGCAGCAGCAGCCAUUAUUUCCUGUGCAGGCUGCAAUGGCGCCUGCUCCACCCUCUACAUUCCAGUCAUCACCGCAGAUAACUCCACCUGGACUCCCUUCAUCUACGAAUGCUCUCCCUGUAUCUCAACCAUUAUUUCCAGUUGGCAGCAGUACCAAUAUGCCAUCUCAAAGUGUGCCGUUUACUACAUCAGGGAUCAGUCAUUCUCCAGCUGACCUCAAGAGCCCAUUUGCUCAAUCAGGUGCUAUUUCAACACCGGGUAGCAGCUAUCACACUCCAGGUAGUCAAGAUGGUCCUGUGCCUAAUUCACACUCAUACGCCUCUGGCCCAAAUACUGGUGGCCCUUCAAUUGGUCCUCCUCCCGUGAUUGCAAACAAAGCUCCAGCACCUCAGCCUGCCACUAAUGAGGUCUAUUUGGUAUGGGAUGACGAGGCAAUGUCCAUGGAGGAAAGAAGGUUAUCUCUAACAAAGUAUCAGGUUCAUGAUGAAACUAGCCAGGUAAGUCAUAACUAUUUUCCCAAGAUAUCACCCUGUCAUGCACUUCUAACCCCAAGUGUAGGUUUGAUGUGUCUGAUUUCUAGUAGGUUUUAAAUAGGUGACAAUUAAGAGGUAUUCUCAGUAUGAUAUCCUUUUGAGACAUUGUAGAUAACAUAUUCGUUAAAAGAAAGUGUUCGGUCAAUUCGUUAAAAAAAAAAAAAACUGUGCUUUUGUCAAUAAAGUCAUGUUCUUCUGCCUAAUAUGCAUUUUGAGGAUAUGCAAAUGUUUUGUUAAUGGCCACUCUCCAGUCUGCAAGCAAUCCACCGACUUGUGGGCCACAAAAGAUUCAAGUAGGUAUACGCAUUCUUUUUAUUGGUGACUGUAAUUCUGACUCUCUCUCAGUAAGAACCGUGCCUGCCUGUUAUAAUCUUGGGUUUUUGUUAUCAUGCACUUCGCUUGUUACCUGAGCCCCCUGAUGUGGGAGGUUCAGGUGGGACCAGGAUGUACCGACAGAUAUUUUUCUAGUGUUUAGCAAUCAUUACAAUUUUACUUACUCAGUGAAUUCGGGCUUGACUCAGGUCAGAUUCUUAUGCAAUGUCUGUACCUUUUACAAAAACCAAAUACUAUAUCCCUUUGUUCAAGGAUGAUUUUGAAGUUUCUCUUCUGAUGUUUCUGAUUGUUUCUUCAUUUGUCAGAUGAAUUCUAUCGAUGCUGCAAUAGACAGGAGAAUAUCAGAGAGUAGGCUUGCCGGUAGAAUGGCGUUUUAGCUCCGGGGUUAACGUCAUGUGCUGGGUUGGAUGCAGAAGGGAUGCAGCAGUACUUAUUCCAAAAUCAGGUUCCAACUUUCUGCUAUCCUCUGGGAUUAUACUAGUGUUGUACUAUCAGCAAGGUAAAAAGGAAGUUUAGGGUUUUCUUACAGAACUGAUUCCUCCGGUCAGGCUUAUUCCCAUUCGUUCCUCCUUUGGGGGAGGGCUAAGUGUGCAAUCUUAACCCAUUUGUUUAAACAUGAUCAUCUUUCUUAGUUUUUCAUGUUUUAUUGUGUGGUCCAAUUGUUUUUUAGACAUUACCAUUAGUGAGUUUGGAUCUCUAUAGUCAACUAUGUGGUAAUCUUAUAUUGAGAUGUAGUGUCAACUGGUGUAAUAUUGAUAGAGAUCAGCCCUUAGACGAUAAAGGAAUUAAGAUUCCUUUCUCUUUCACGCUUCUCUGGUUUUUAAGCUUUUACUCAGAUGAUGCUGAAGGGAGAGGAGAUUACAAACAUAUGAAGAAAAGCAUUUGGUAAUUUGCCUCAUCUUUUCUGGGUAUACAAUUUACUUUAUGGAUGCGCUGCGCAAAUUCUUUAUUUGGGGAGAUUCGGUGGGAGAAACUCUGCAGUAGUGCACUUCGUGUGGUUGGUGCAGUUAUGAGUGGCUUAUGUGAUAACAAUCGAUAGUUUGUGGACGACAGAUGGCUAAUAUGCGCAGCUUAUGACUGGAGUUACCACAUGGAAGUGAAUUGUGGAUGAUCCAAAUUGGUAUUAAAUGCGAAUGAUUAGGAAAACAAGGACUUUUGCCUAGAGAUGAAUGGGGGCCCUAAAA